CGGCACUACAACUCCCACGAGGCAGCGGAACGCCGCUCCCGUACCGACCGGCCACCCUGCAGCAGGUCUCGGCUGCCGCCGCGGGGGAGGGGCGCAAAGAUGGCGGACGUGGUCGUGGGCAGAGACAAGUGCGGGGAGCAGCGCAUCGUGUCGCUGCCCCUGUCCCGCAUCCGGGUCAUCAUGAAGAGCUCCCCCGAGGUGUCCAGCAUCAACCAGGAGGCGCUCAUGCUCACGGCCAAGGCUACGGAACUCUUUGUGCAGCACCUGGCCACCUGCUCCUACAGACACGGCGGCGGGAAGGAGAAGAAGGCACUCACGUACAAUGAUUUAUCCAACACUGCGGAGGAGUCGGAAACUUUCCAGUUUCUUGCAGAUAUAUUACCGAAGAAGAUACUAGCUAGUAAGUACCUGAAAAUGCUUAAGGAGAAGAGGGACGAAGACGAGGAGGAGGAGAACGACAACAGUGAUGACAGUGACGACGAUGAAGCGGAGUCCUAACCCUGAAGCUCCAGACAGUCGGCCUGCUGAGGACCCUCCCGGAGCAGCACCGUGGUGGUGGUUUUCUCACUGGUUUUUAGAGAGAGGGGAGGAGGGAGGGGAGGGGAAGAGAGCGAGACAUGGGCUUGUCGCCGCGCUCAUCCGUGCGUUCCUCGGCUGCUGCUUGUCUGUGCCCUGCCCGGGGCCCCGGCCCGGGCCAGCACCGCUGCUUUAAAGCACGCACAGCGCUGCGCGAUUGUAGCCUCACCUUUCAGACUCCGAGUGCUCGGUGCUGCUUCCCGGCUGGGACAGAGCGUCUGCUGCACCCGCACUGGCGGUGGCCGGAGGAGAGUGGUCAGGCCACACUGUGGCUGGAGGGCGCCAAGGAGGAGAGCUGCCCGCACAGUCAGCCCACGUGCAGCUGCACACUGUGGCGGCAGAGACGGCUCCGCUGAACUUCUCACUCACAGGCAGAUUCUGAAGAGCUUCUAAAUGUCAGUUACGUGCAAACCACUAGAUCCAGUUUUAGCUAAAAAUGUAAUGUGUGUUGUAUUUUGUUACUUUGUACAUAGUAUCUUACACUUGCAAUUUUGUAUUUCAAGAAAAUUUGUUAGAACAUUUGCCCAAAUACUGCAUUUUUAACUGUAAAGACAUUUUUCAUUAAAAGUUGUCUCUAUAUUUACAGUAAA
Phyllostomus hastatus (greater spear-nosed bat) is the source of this 1166-nucleotide messenger RNA. It is a transcript of the gene CHRAC1, whose product is annotated as chromatin accessibility complex subunit 1. The coding region runs from base 100 to 498 and encodes 132 amino acids. The transcript is spliced from 3 exons. Gene Ontology annotation, molecular function: protein heterodimerization activity. Gene Ontology annotation, cellular component: nucleus; CHRAC. NCBI's taxonomy places the organism in Eukaryota, Metazoa, Chordata, Mammalia, Chiroptera, Phyllostomidae. The record is from RefSeq and is a predicted model, not a curated record.